CAUAGAGAGUGGUCCCACAGUUGAUGUUGUUCACAAUCAACACUAAUUGUGAUCCGAUGAAAUAAAAUUAAACCUAAGUUAUUCUAUUAGUACAGUUAGUACAGUGUCGUAUAAUUGGCCACACAUUCUUCGUUGUUUAUCUCCAAAAAAAUCCACUUGGAAAACGUGUUAAAACGGUCGUGUUAACCUCGCAGUGUGGUCCGCUCACAAACAAUUGUUUAUGUUUAAAAACGUUUAAGUGCAAACGCGCGUGUUGUGGUGUUAAUCGAGCCCCAAAGUGCCCCCACGAUGGAAACCAUGGACUCCAGCGACUACUUCCAAAGUUACCAAGAUUUGUCGAUCCAUCAAUUGAUGUUGAAGGAUGUUCCGAGGAAUAGAGCUUAUAAGCAGGCUAUUUUUGACAAUAAGGAUCAAUUUAGAGGACGGACGGUACUAGACGUGGGUGCUGGUACCGGGAUUUUGUCGGUUUUUUGUGCCCAAGCUGGGGCGGCGAGGGUUUACGCCGUGGAGGCCAGUAAUGUAGCUGAAAUCGCCGCGGAAGUAGUGAAAGAAAACGGAUUUGAAGAAGUCGUGACGAUAAUCCAUUCCAGAGUUGAGGAUGCCACCCUCCCGGAAAAAGUCGACAUUAUAGUGUCGGAAUGGAUGGGUUUCUACCUCCUGCACGAAGCCAUGCUGGACUCGGUGAUCCUGGCUAGAGACAAAUUCCUCAAACCUGGAGGUCUGGUCUUCCCCGAGUCGGCGACUCUUUAUUCGGCUCCGUGCUCCGUUCCAGACAUGUUCGACACCUGGACCAACAUCGAAGGGGUAUCUAUGAAGAGCGUGGGUGCGAAAAUCCGCGCCGAGAACUCUCACAAACCCAGUACCACUCUGGUACCACUGGAGAACGUCCUGGCGGACCCUGAAGUCGUGCUCUGGCUAGACCUGCGCGAGGUCACUCCAGACGACGUAAGUACCGCCAAAAUACAACACGUCGCUGUUGCCUCCAAAGCCGGCAAGUACCAAGGGAUCUGCCUCUGGUUCAGCUGCACUUUCCCCUCUUUCGUCACCGAACCCAUAACAUUAUCCACGUCUCCCGAAGACCCACCCACCCAUUGGCAGCAAACCACGAUAGUACUCCCCACAGAACUAGAAGUGGAGGAAAAAUCCCCCAUGGUGUACGAACUCUCAUUGGCCAGAUCCAGCGAAAACCCGCGUCGCUACAACAUCGAAGUGACCAUGCUGGACCCCGAGGAAGUACCGCACCCCGAGUACUGCAGCUGUCACAUGACCAAAUGCAUACUCACGCGCGCGGUACUCGAGAAGUACGAAGUCGACAGUUUGCCCCAAUAAAGCGUUUCGUUCGA
This is a messenger RNA of Zophobas morio, 1343 nucleotides long. RefSeq lists its product as uncharacterized. Gene Ontology annotation, molecular function: protein-arginine N-methyltransferase activity. Gene Ontology annotation, biological process: peptidyl-arginine methylation. The transcript has 4 exons. Lineage: Eukaryota; Metazoa; Arthropoda; Insecta; Coleoptera; Tenebrionidae. Bases 289 to 1329 code for a protein of 346 amino acids. The record is from RefSeq and is a predicted model, not a curated record. Gene Ontology annotation, cellular component: nucleus.